AUGUCUAUUUUAAUGAUUCCAUCAGUAGAAAACGCAACCAGCUCCAAUAUUAACAAGAAGAAUAGUAGUAGUGGUAUCUUGUCCAACGAUGUUUUAGCCAAGACCAUUCCAACUCCAACCAAGGCAACAACCAAUGUUGUUGAAGUUGGACACGCUGCCGUUACUUCCCCUCAACCAAUUGCAGACCAAUUUGAUAUUGUUCUCUUCACUCAAGAGUAUGUACAACAAGUAGCCGUAGCUCUCUCUGUUGUUUUUGCUCAAGAAGAACCUCUCUGUAUUGCCACUCGUACCAAUCCAAUCAACUUUUUCGCCUACUCUCUUGUCUAUGCACAACAAUGUUGUGAUGGCAAGUUGAGCAUGUUGGCCAUUGACAGAAACUCCAAGAUGGUUGUUGGAUUCCACUUUGAUGAUCCUGGUGUUACUGUUCAAGGUGAAUUGCUUGAACGUUUGCAUGAAGUUUUUCAUGCUAACGAAAAGGCUAUUCAAGAAGAACCAGAAUCACCAUUCGAAUCUCAUGGUUCCCCUCGUACUUCAUUCGAUGGCAUCAAAAGCGGCGAAAAGAAGAAGAAGACUAUGAAAGUCUGUAGUGCUGGUGUCUUUGCCUUUGCUCGUAGAAUGAGAUUGGCUACCAGAAUGCUCGAGAAGAACCUCGAAUAUGCCAAACAACUUGGAUACAACGAAGUCCUUGUUGAAUGUACUGGUGCCUACUCUCAACAACUCUACAAGAGUUAUGGCUUUAAUGAAAAGGCUAGAAUCUACUACAAUGAAUAUGAAGUGGAGGUACUCGCCGAGGAUAAGAAGGUAAAGGUCAAACCAUUUAUUACCAUUCCAAAGCCUCACGAGUUUAUCAACUUGUCCAUUUUGGACUUGUAG
This is a messenger RNA of Naegleria gruberi, 873 nucleotides long. RefSeq lists its product as uncharacterized. The record is from RefSeq and is a predicted model, not a curated record. NCBI's taxonomy places the organism in Eukaryota, Heterolobosea, Eutetramitea, Acrasida, Naegleriidae. The coding region runs from base 1 to 873 and encodes 290 amino acids. Gene Ontology annotation, molecular function: acyltransferase activity, transferring groups other than amino-acyl groups. The transcript has 2 exons.